This is a messenger RNA of Phymastichus coffea, 2364 nucleotides long. Its product is annotated as putative ankyrin repeat protein RF_0381. The record is from RefSeq and is a predicted model, not a curated record. Lineage: Eukaryota; Metazoa; Arthropoda; Insecta; Hymenoptera; Eulophidae. Bases 216 to 1643 code for a protein of 475 amino acids. The transcript has 2 exons. Gene Ontology annotation, cellular component: cytoplasm. Gene Ontology annotation, molecular function: protein binding.
AGCGUCUGCGUCGCUUUCUCCUCGUGGACGCCCUCAAACGGCUAUAUAAGGGCUGCGUUCCCUUAGCCAGUCCAGUCUAGUUUUGUACUUCAAACUACAUUAAAGUGUACAUUAAAGUGCCUGUCAAAUCCAUAGUGAGUUUAUAGUGUUAUUACCUCAACCUCUUCCCUGAUUCCUCCGGUCGCGUCACGAAAAAUUCCACGAUACGACAAACGAUGGAGUUAUUUCCUGGAUCGGUGGAAAAUAUUUUGAUGAUGGCAGUUAAAUUGAAUGAAAUAGAAAUUGUAAGAGAAACGAUUAAUAAUAAUGAUCGUUUACCGUUGGUAGAGAAUGGUACAUUAUUAUGGGUAGCUGUAAGUAAAUGUAAUAGUGAAAUAGCGAAGAUACUAGUACAAGCAGGUGCUGAUGUGAACGUAAAAACGGUAAGCAGAGGGUUGAGUCUUUUGCAUUUCCUUGCUGUAAAGGAAUAUCCAGAUAUCGAUUUGGCUGUAUUUUUGAUGGAUAAUGGAGCUGAGAUCAAUGCUGUUAACAACCAUAACACGACUGUCCUUGAUUGGGCCAUAUAUUUUGGAAAGACUGCUAUGGUCGAGGAACUUUUGAAUAGGGGAGCUCGAGUUACAAAUAUUACUUUGACUGCGAUUACCAAUUGCCACAAACCAACUGAAUUGAUACCAUUAAUCAUUAAUGAUCCCGAUGUGGAAACGAGAGACAACCGUGCAAUUGCUAUAUUUUUAUUCCUCAUGCUGCAACCAAUUAUAAAAUAUGAAAUUCUCCGGAUGAUGAUAAAUCUAGGCAUACCUUUGAACCGAAAAACCGAAUCAGGACACUCUCUUCUUCAAAUUGCAGUGAAAAUGAGAGACUUUGAUUUGAUAACAUUUCUACUGGAUCAUGGUGCGGACGUCAAUUUACGAACCGACAAAAGUUUUUAUCCGUUGAUUAUUGCGAUAUCGCUAAGAGAUAUUGUGAUCACCAAGGUACUUAUCAAGUACGGCGCUAAUAUUCACGAGAACUGCACUAACCACGGCAGUCGUCCUAUACACUUUGCUUGCUCGAAUUUAUCAGACGAAAUCAUAACAUUACUGCUGAAACUUGGAGUUGAUAUAUCUGUCACAACGAAUAAAGGCUGGACUUCCUUAUCUCUAAUGUCAUGUGAAGACAACUAUUUAAAUCAGUCUGUGCUAGUCGUCAUUAAACAUAUUGCUUUAUUGAUGUGUCAAGGUAUUACAGUUUCUGAACUAGACUUGCAGAUUAUUUGUGAUAAACCUAUAGCUCAUAUUGCUUUUGAAAAUUGUAUGGACGAAUUAGUAUUCAUGCAACAUUAUAUAAUUUAUGGUAAUAUUACACAAUUUUGUAUCAUAAGUUAUUCUGUGGAACAAUUGUCGAUGUUAGUGAGAAACAAUGAUUUCAUCAGAAAUUAUAGUCAGAAUCAAGAACUAAGGAGAAUUCAGUUUCCAUUUUACAACAGAGAUAUGGAAAUUAGAUUUAGAAUUGCUGAAAUGAGAAACAAUAUUAUAAGUUCCAAAGAAAAAUUUGUAGAUCAAAUUUUUCAUAAUAUUCUUCCUUUAGUUAUUCUCAAAAUAAUUGCAUAUUACUUGUGUCUCGACAAAAUCCAAAAUUUGGAAAGAAAUUUUUAUCUUUCUUGAGAAAAAUAUUGUGCGGUUAUUAUUCUUUUUUAUGUACUGACGUCGUCUAUUAUAUUUCGAAAGACAGAUUACUUUGCAGAGUAUAGAUUCUUAACUAAUAAAUAUUAACUAAUUGUAUUUAGUAUAAUUAUUUACUGUACGUUUAUUUGAAAAAUUAGUCAAACAGCAAUGUUAUUCUCAAAAUAUUUAGUUGGUUUAUGAUAAUGGGUACAAUUAUCAAGCUGCAGUAAGAUUAACAUAAUAAAAUAUUGCACUAAGAUUAGCGUAACAAGCAUACAAGUCAGAACUCCGUUUGCAACGAUUAAGUUUGAAUUUUUGACUGUGGCAGAAUGUCUUAACUCUUAUAGUCAACAUGGCAAAAAUUUCACAACAGUGAUCUUGAAACUAUUCCCGUAAAACGUGAAACUGAUAAAACAUAGGAAAACUAUUUAAAAGAGUUAGUGAAUAUAAAAAAAAUAAAAUCUUAAACGACUUAUCACUAUUCUUUUAGGCAAAAAGUGCAAGUCAACUAUCAAUAUUGGUGAAAAAUUAAGAAUUCAUCAGUAAUUUUAACAGUAAAUUUAAAUAAAUUAAGUUUAAAACUGCAUAGAAAAGACAAAAGUAUCGUGUUUUACCAAACGAUCUACUUCUGAGCUUAUUAUAUUUUUUACCAACCAGACAAGAUAGAAUAUUGUUUGUAUUUAGACGAAUAAAAUAAACUUAAAAUAAAUUAUCAUUUGCA